This is a messenger RNA of Xyrauchen texanus (razorback sucker), 3573 nucleotides long. It is a transcript of the gene inhbaa, whose product is annotated as inhibin subunit beta Aa. Gene Ontology annotation, biological process: SMAD protein signal transduction; BMP signaling pathway. The coding region runs from base 450 to 1628 and encodes 392 amino acids. The record is from RefSeq and is a predicted model, not a curated record. The transcript has 2 exons. Lineage: Eukaryota; Metazoa; Chordata; Actinopteri; Cypriniformes; Catostomidae. Gene Ontology annotation, molecular function: growth factor activity; cytokine activity. Gene Ontology annotation, cellular component: extracellular region.
GAGAGACAGGGGAGCAAGAGCCAACGAGAGUCCAGCCCACUUCAACAAAACCAUUCAACACAGUGAGCAGUCCCAGACCUCUUGCGAGCGCACUGCUUCCCUGGGGCACAUCCAGAAGCUGACUACCCAUCCAAUGCAAACUUCUCAAGGACCUGGAGAGGGUGAGAAAUCAACUGACAGAACUAUCCCUGCUUUGCGAUCAGCACGUCUUCUCAAAACUUACCAUUAAGGAUUACACUUUUCCCACACAUUUUCCCUCUAGUAGUUUAGCUCUUACGUUUUUGUUCCACCCCAAUCUUUGUCAGAUCAUCCACAGACAAGACAGACUUUAUCACCAGCUGUCAACAACAGAACGGAUUCUUAUCUUAAUUCAAAAGGAACUUUUCAAGUAAGUUUGACAUUUGUGCACAGCACAAUUGGCGUGUCCAGUUCCACCGCUCUCUUUAAGGAUGUCCCCUAUACCUCUGCUGAGCGGGAUCUUCCUGCUGCUCAUCCAGACAUGCCCUCUCAGUGCCAUGGUCACCAAAGGGAGCCUGGCAACAUCUGAAAAGGCAGCAGCAACAGACUGUCCAUCCUGUGCCCUGGCACGGCUUCAAAAUGGUCCCUCAGAGGAUGAGGGAGCACAGCAAGAUGUGGUUGAAGCAGUGAAGAGACACAUCCUUAACAUGCUACACCUGCAAGAGCGCCCCAACAUCACGCACCCGGUGCCUCGUGCCGCACUCCUCAAUGCCAUCCGUAAGGUACACGUGGGACGAGUGGCCAAGGACGGCAGUGUCCAGAUAGAAGAUGAGGCAAGCAAUCGUCCGGACGCUGAACUGGCAGAGCAGACUGAGAUCAUCACCUUUGCUGAAGCUGGUCAAGCUCCAGGCUUUAUCAACUUUCUCAUCUCCAAGGAAGGUGGUGAGAGGUCACUAGUGGAGCAAGCCAAUGUCUGGCUCUUUCUUCGACUGCCAAAGGGCAACCGUACCCGUGCCAAUGUCACCAUCCGGCUGCUCUUGCAACAGGGAACAGGGGAAAAGGUUCUGGCAGAGAAAUCUGUGGACACCCGGCGCAGUGGCUGGCAUACCUUUCCUGUGUCUGCCAGUGUGCAGGCGUUGCUACAGCAAGGGGGCAGCACGCUAAGCCUGAGCGUCUCCUGCCCGCUGUGUGCUGAUGCUCGGGCUACACCCGUGCUUGUGACUCCGGGAGGCAGUGGACGUGAGCAAUCUCACCGACCUUUCCUCAUGGCUGUGGUGCGACAGCUGGAUGAUCUGACACUAAGGAGACGCCGCAAAAGGGGCCUGGAAUGCGACGGCAAGGUGCGCGUCUGCUGCAAACGUCAGUUCUACGUCAACUUCAAGGACAUUGGAUGGAACGACUGGAUCAUCGCUCCCUCCGGAUAUCAUGCCAACUAUUGCGAAGGUGACUGUCCUAGCCACAUAGCGAGCAUCACCGGCAACUCGUUGUCAUUUCACUCCACGGUUAUCAACCACUACCGCAUGCGAGGGUACAGCCCUUUCACCAACAUCAAGUCCUGCUGCGUGCCAACACGUCUGAGAGCCAUGUCUAUGCUCUACUACAAUGAAGAGCAGAAAAUCGUCAAAAAGGACAUACAGAACAUGAUUGUGGAGGAAUGUGGCUGUUCGUAAUACAGAUAGGGAAAGAAAGAAGAAGAAGGGAAGGGAGGGAGAGACAGGGCAGCAAGGUUGGGUGGUAGGGGCAAGAACUUCACUCCCCUUGACAAAUGACUCAGAGGAGAAUAUUGCUCCUCCAUCUCUUUCUCACUGCCUCAAGAUAAACUCUCGAAGACAGGCCUCUCUGGAUAACUUGUGUGUGGUCAUCUUAGAAUCCAAUGGGUAUCACAUUACAGUGGGUAAUGUAACUCAGUCUAACUCAGAGUAAUCUCUGUGGCACUUUCAAAAAAGAAAAUAUAAUAUAUUUUUGUUACAAAGCAAAGGGAGCAAGGUCAUAGGGUAUUUAUGUGGCCUACUUGCAGUGUGAAAAUGCACUGCGAGAAGAGAGAUCAUGUUGUUGAGGUGCCUGAAAAAGAAAUUUUAAAAACUAUGCAACUUGUCAAGUAUUAUGAUAUAUUUUUCAUCAAGGUGUUGUUUUGUUUCUCAUCUAUGUACUUUUUCAGACAAAAAAAAGAAAGAAAUGAGUUAACAAGAGUUGACUUUUUAUAAUUUGUACGUAUGUUUAAUGUAAUAUGUGUGACGUGUGUGCACAAAAAGUGUGUGUAUGUACAGUGUGCUUUUGGGAGUUUUUGUGUACAUUUGUGUGCAUGUCAUGUUUGUGUAUGUUGUUGAGAGAUACUUGAAAGAAGUUUGACGGGCUGCUGGAACCAAACAUUUCUCUAUAUUAUUAUUCUAAUUAUUCUGACUAUUGUUCAAAAAUAUUAUUAUUUUGUUUUGAUUUAUGUAAAAAAAUUAUUAUCUUAAAAAAAAAGAGACGUUAAAAUGUUUACAGUUUUGCACUAUAUCAACAUUUUGAUCAGCAUAGCCACAUACACAACUAGUAUAUAGAGAAGGCAAAAAGCACUUCAAUGCAGAUGUACCUACAAAGCAUGAGUUUAACAAAUGAGAUUGUUAAAAAUAUAUGCGGAGGGAAGAGCGGUAGGUUGAGAUAAACUAGCAUUACAUCAGAGGACCAUGUAUACACACAUACGUUUUACAAAAUAGUGUUUUGUUUUUCAAUCAACACCAAAGAAUGUAGUUAAGUGUUGCCUACCAUAUUAGGCUGUCUUAGAACAGUUCCGAAGAUACCAAUAUGUCACUGCUUUUUCGGCCUACAAAGAUGUUAGCAAACAGAAAGACCUUUAAAUCAGUUACUCAAAGUCCCACUGCAGCUCACUCCUUUGUGUGCUUUUGCACUGCUGCACAGUCCAUGCACGACUGGGCAUCUAAAUGGUUAAUACAGCACUUAAACCAACCUUUGAAAGUUUUUUUUUAAAUAAUUAAUUGUAAAAAAAGUGAAUGUGCUGUAUAUUUAAUUACUUUUUGUGUAAUUGGGAGAUCGUCAGUUAUAUAAAGAAAAAAAAAUAUUUAAAAAAAUUAAAACUAAAUUUUUUUUUCAGAAAAAACAAUUCAUUUGUGGUUAAUUCUUCCACUACCCAACACAGAAUACUUUACCACUGUGCAAUGUCAAAUAAAUUAAGCCAUUUUGGAAAAGAAAAGAAGCAGAAACAAAACAAAAAAAAUAAAAAAUACGUUUUCAAUUUUUUUUAGAAAAGUUUUCAUGGGAAUGCUUACAAAAUGUCAUAACAGAAAAAAAAUACAUUGAAAAGGAAAAAGAUAAACAGAAUAUAAUUAAUAAAAGUUAUAUGAAAAAGAAAGACAUGUUGUAUAUGAUUUUGUAAGUGUUUUGUUGUUGUUGUUGUUUGUUGUUAUAAAGACAAAAGACACUGAAAUCAGUGGACUAAGAAUAAAAAUAUAUUUUUUAUUCUGUAUAUAUGGAAGUCAAGAUACCAAUAUGUUGCAUUGCUUUGUUGUACAAAUCAAAAAUGUGCUUGUGGCUAUUUUUUUUUAAUCUAAUUUAUUCUACAGUAUUUUGUCCUUUGCUUCACCAUUAAAGUUAACAAGUUGUACACUAAACAAA